CACCGCUCAAAAUGUCUAUCUUUAGUUUGUGAAACAGAAUAGAGGUUAAGAACCGCAGUCGCAUGGAAAUUUUGUCCCCACAUUACAAUCAUAUUUUUGUAGUCAAGAAUAAUAAUUGUUGCAAUGGCCGCCGUAAAAAAGGACGAGGAAUUGAACAAAAAUGAAGUUCUGGAAAACGGCGAUGAAGACGAAUUAGAUGCAGUAGAGGACGGCGAAACUAAAGAUCCCGCUAAGAAGAAGAAAAAGAAAAAAAAGAAGAAGAAGGCAGAAAAUGACACAAAUGCUGAGAAUGAUGUUACUGAGGAUGUUGGAGAUAAAAUUGAAGCAUUAGCUGUUGAAGAUGGUGAUGAGAAAAAGAAGAAGAAGAAAAAGAACAAGAGCAAAUCUGGCAAGGGUCCAUCAAAGGAGCAGACCAAUCCACCAACCAUCCCUAUUGCCGAACUCUAUCCUGAUGGAAACUUCCCUGAGGGUCAGAUAAUGGAACAUGGUCCAGCUGAAGGCAUAGAUGACAGAACUGCCAAGGAGCGCUUCUCUAGUGAGGAGAAGAGAGCUUUGGAUCGGCUGCACCAGGAUAUCUAUCAAGAAAUACGACACGCAGCUGAGGCACACAGACAGACACGUAAACACAUGCGUGAUUGGAUCAAGCCAGGCAUGACUAUGAUUCAAAUCUGUGAGGAACUGGAAUCAACUGCUAGGCGCCUCAUUGGCGAAGAUGGAUUGAAGGCAGGGCUGGCUUUCCCUACUGGUUGCAGCCGUAACCACUGUGCAGCUCAUUACACUCCAAACACAGGUGACACAACAGUCCUGGAAUACGACGACGUCGUGAAAAUAGACUUCGGUACUCACAUCAACGGGCGUAUCAUCGACUGUGCGUUCACUCUAAGUUUCAACCCGCGUUACGACCCGCUGGUCAAGGGCGUUCAGGAGGCCACUGAAGCCGGUAUCAAGGCUUCUGGAGUCGAUGUCCGACUGUGCGAUGUUGGUGCUGCUGUACAAGAGGUCAUGGAGUCACAUGAAGUUGAACUUGAUGGUCAGGUGUAUCAAGUGAAACCCAUUCGCAACUUGAAUGGACAUUCUAUCGGACCCUACAGGAUUCAUGCUGGCAAAACGGUGCCCAUCGUAAAAGGAGGUGAAACAACACGCAUGGAAGAAAAUGAGUUCUACGCUAUCGAAACGUUCGGUUCCACCGGUCGUGGACAAGUUCAUGAUGACAUGGACUGUUCGCAUUACAUGAAGAACUUCGACCAACAGUUCGUGCCUUUGAGACUGCAGUCAUCAAAACAGUUAUUGAACUUGAUCAACAAGAAUUUCGGGACUCUCGCGUUUUGUAAGCGGUGGCUGGAGCGCGCGGGUGCGUCGCGUUACGCGAUGGCGCUCAAGGACUUGUGCGACAAGGGCGUAGUCGACGCCUACCCUCCACUCUGCGACAUCAAGGGCUGUUACACGGCGCAGUUCGAACACACUAUUCUCCUAAGACCCACGUGCAAAGAAGUCAUUUCCCGCGGAGAUGACUACUAGCGAUAGCCACGACUUACGUUAUGUUAUGCCCGCUUAAUCACUUUGCAAUUUUUAUUUAAGUCAACAACUUCAAAUCAACUCAGAUUUUUAUCAAUAGGAUUGCAGUUAUGAUUAGUUACGAUUUAAAUAGUUUCAGAAAACAUAAUAAAUA
This is a messenger RNA of Helicoverpa armigera (cotton bollworm), 1669 nucleotides long. It is a transcript of the gene und, whose product is annotated as uninitiated. The transcript has 8 exons. The coding region runs from base 124 to 1518 and encodes 464 amino acids. Gene Ontology annotation, cellular component: cytoplasm. The record is from RefSeq and is a predicted model, not a curated record. Gene Ontology annotation, biological process: proteolysis. NCBI's taxonomy places the organism in Eukaryota, Metazoa, Arthropoda, Insecta, Lepidoptera, Noctuidae. Gene Ontology annotation, molecular function: metalloaminopeptidase activity.